Messenger RNA from Lentinula edodes (shiitake mushroom), 1954 nucleotides. RefSeq names its product VHS domain-containing protein. Gene Ontology annotation, molecular function: phosphatidylinositol binding; ubiquitin binding. The coding region runs from base 97 to 1884 and encodes 595 amino acids. Gene Ontology annotation, biological process: Golgi to endosome transport; Golgi to vacuole transport; protein transport to vacuole involved in ubiquitin-dependent protein catabolic process via the multivesicular body sorting pathway. NCBI's taxonomy places the organism in Eukaryota, Fungi, Basidiomycota, Agaricomycetes, Agaricales, Omphalotaceae. Gene Ontology annotation, cellular component: trans-Golgi network. The transcript is spliced from 6 exons. The record is from RefSeq and is a predicted model, not a curated record.
CGGGUGAUAUAUAAUUAUAAGCUGGCUACCCCUGAUCUCAAUCUAUCAGCGUCGCAGUAACUUUGCAGCCGGAUAUUCUCUUACUAUCCGUCAACAAUGCUCCAAAGCCCAACAACUUCAAGCUGGACGCGGGUAUCACCUUUGGAGGUGCUGAUAACUCGUGCUUGUGAUCCAUCAUUGCAUGAACCAAAUUAUGCAGCCCACAUUGAAGUGGCAGAGUACAUCAAUAACAAGAAAGCCAAUACUCCUCGAGAAGCAGCGAUGACCAUCGCACGUUUAGCCAACAACAGGAACCCUCACAUCUCUAUGCUCGCUCUUUCUUUGCUAGAUACCUUGGUGCAGUCAUGCGGAUACCCUUUUCAUCUCCAAAUAUCCACGAAGGAGUUCCUCAACGAACUCGUACGCCGAUUUCCUGAGCGUCCUCCUCCUUAUCCGAAUGCUAUCAUGUCACGGAUCCUCGAGCUUAUAAACACUUGGAAGGAGGGAAUCUGUGUAGACAGCAGGUGGAAGGAAGACUUGAGUAAUAUAAGGGAUAUGCAUCGGCUGUUGACUUUCAAAGGAUAUCGAUUUCGAGAUUUUGCUAGGCCGAGUCAGUCACAGCCGACUGCUGCGAACGCGAAUCUCAAGUCGGCGGUCGAACUAGAGGAGGAAGAUCGUGCAGCACAAUCUGCGAAACUGCAAGAACUUAUCAGGCGAGGAACACCCCGGGAUCUCGCUGCUGCACAAGAGCUCAUGAAAUCUCUUGCUGGUGCCGACCCUGAAGCCAAACCGGAUUAUAAAACGCAAGCGUUGCAUGAGAUCAACAAGCUGGAAUCCAAGGUCGUUUUGAUGAAUGAGAUGCUCGAUAACGUCGAUAUGGAAAGAGGCGAAAAGUUUGUUGAAGGUGAUGCGUACGAUCAGGUUGCGGAGAUCUUGAGAGCUGCGAGGCCGAAAUUGCAAAAAUGGGCGAGCGAAGUGGAUGUAGAAAGUCAUGAUUCCGAAUCAUUAGAUACGUUCCUACAAAUGAACGACCAAAUCAACACCGUUCUCAACCGUUAUGAGGCGUUCAAAAAGGGCGAUUACAGCUUCGCGGCAAACCCUAUCCCCGCUGAACUAUCCAAUGCCGGUUCUGCUUCCGCUGGUACAGGACUAUCUCUGAUUGAUUUCGAUGACUCGACAAACGGUACCUCCGCAACUAUAUCAACACCUACAAACACCACCACGGCAACAUCAAACAGUGGCGGCGACCUCAUGGGUCUCUUUGGUGCCCCCGCCCCGGCUGCAACCAGACCCUCCCCUUUAUCGAGUCUAUCGAGUCUAUCCCAUCCUAUGUCAAACGCAAUGCCAGUGAUGGAAUCAAGGAUAGGACUUGGACUACCAGGGAUGCAUGUCGGAACCCCGACACCUCCGAUACCUUCGACAUUUACACCUCCGAAUUAUAGUUCCCCCAGUUCUGCUCCUGUUGUUGCUUCGACUCCGCCGAUUGGUGUGAUGCAUGGGACGGGCGGGGCAGGUAUGGGCAUGGGCAUGAACAGUGCAUUAGGAUAUGGUUCUCCCUUCGGCCCAAGCGGGAAUGUCGGUCCACGGAAUUCUUCCCCAGCUCCUGCGGCGCCGCAUACGCCGAAUUACUUCUCAGGUCCCGCAGGUAGUGGUACUGUGGGCGUAAAUAUGGGUAUGGGCAUGGGUGUAGCAAGGAUAGUCGUCUCAAUCAUCCCAGCUAAUGCAAACUCAACUACCCGCCCAAAAUGGCUCUUCAAUGUCAUCACAACCUCCUGCGACACAGGCGAAAGAUCCGUUUGCGGAUUUAGCGGGGCUGUUUUAGGUGAAUGCGUGGACAGCUAUUGGAGUUUGGAGUACGGGUACGGAGGAGGAUGGCCACGGAAUAGGUCAUUUGGGUCCUCGUAAUAUUGGGUUCCGUACCGCGUAAGCUCAAGAAUAAGGAAAGGAAAUUACGGCGCAAUAUUCGUACUAUAUA